Diutina rugosa is the source of this 603-nucleotide messenger RNA. It is a transcript of the gene RPL16A, whose product is annotated as 60S ribosomal protein uL13. The transcript has a single exon. Lineage: Eukaryota; Fungi; Ascomycota; Pichiomycetes; Serinales; Debaryomycetaceae. Gene Ontology annotation, biological process: negative regulation of translation; translation. Gene Ontology annotation, cellular component: cytosolic large ribosomal subunit; ribosome. The coding region runs from base 1 to 603 and encodes 200 amino acids. Gene Ontology annotation, molecular function: structural constituent of ribosome; mRNA binding. The record is from RefSeq and is a predicted model, not a curated record.
AUGUCUUCCUUUGAACCUGUUGUUGUUAUCGACGCCAAGGGCCACCUUUUGGGUCGUUUGGCUUCCAUUGUGGCCAAGCAAAUCUUGAACGGCCAAAAGAUCGUCGUUGUUGGUUGCCAAAACAUGAACAUCUCUGGUUCUCAAUUCAGAAACCAACUUACCUUCCACGCUUACUUGCGUAAGGGUACCAGAUUCAACAAGACCCACGGUCCCUUCCACUUCAGAGCUCCCUCGAGAAUCUUCUACAAGGCUGUCAGAGGUAUGGUUCCCCACAAGACUGCCAGAGGUAAGGCUGCCUUGGAAAGACUUAAGGUGUUCGAAGGUAUCCCCGCUCCUUACGACAAGAAGAAGAGAGUUGUUGUUCCCCAAGCUCUCAGAGUCUUGAGAUUGAAGCCCGGUAGAAAGUACACCACUCUCGGCAAGUUGGCCACCAACGUCGGCUGGAAGUACGAAUCGGUUGUUGAAAAGUUGGAAGAAAAGAGAAAGCUCAGAUCGGCCGAAUACUACGCCAAGAAGGCUGCUUUGGCCAAGAAGGUUGCUGCCGCUCAACAAUCUCAACAAGAAUCGGAAGUGUCGCAAAAGUUGGCUGCUUUCGGUUACUAA